Messenger RNA from Panicum virgatum (switchgrass), 801 nucleotides. RefSeq names its product cysteine-rich receptor-like protein kinase 29. The coding region runs from base 1 to 801 and encodes 266 amino acids. The transcript is spliced from 5 exons. The record is from RefSeq and is a predicted model, not a curated record. Gene Ontology annotation, biological process: protein phosphorylation. Gene Ontology annotation, molecular function: protein kinase activity; ATP binding. Lineage: Eukaryota; Viridiplantae; Streptophyta; Magnoliopsida; Poales; Poaceae.
AUGGCUAACUACCCAAGUGCGCCACAAGAUUUUACAUUAAGUUUCCUAGAGCAUAUCACAAACAAUUUCUCCGACGGAGUACGGAUUGGAAGUGGUGGGUUUGGUCACGUUUAUUGGGGUAUAUAUAGAGAUGAAAAGAUUGCUGUGAAGAAGCUCUAUGAUCAAAAUCCAGGAUUUGAUGACGCAGCCUUUAAAAAAGAAUUUAAUAACAGUUUCCAACUCCAUCAUCCAAAUAUUGUACGGUUAGUUGGCUACUGUUACGAAACACGAGAGAUAAAUAUGGAGGUAAGGCCGGGAGAUUAUCAAUUCGUAAAAAGAAUAGUGCGGAUCCUCUGCUACGAAUACUGUCAGGGCGGAAGCCUUGACAACUACAUUAACGAAAAAUUCAGAGAACGUGAUUUGGACACACGCCUCAAGAUUAUCAGAGGGAUUUCUGAGGGUUUAAAUUACCUUCAUUACGGGCAGGCGCAACAUAUGUAUCAUAUGGACUUAAAACCAGAAAAUAUACUGCUGGAUGAGAAGAAUAUGCCCAAAAUUGCUGAUUUCGGUCUGUCAAGAUUCUUGGCUAUGACGAAAACCCAUAUAACAACAAGUCAUACAACAGGAACAUUGGGGUACAUGCCACCAGAAUACUUUACCGGAAAAAAAAUCUCAAACAAGUUCGAUGUGUUCAGUUUGGGUGUUAUUAUUCUAGAAGUCUUGGCCGUACCUUUGGGUUACCGAAAAUAUGAUGACAUGUCUCCACGUGAGUUUGUUGAGCAAAAACUGGAACGAAAGGCCACCAAUGAUUACCUCAAGUGA